Molecule: messenger RNA, 1050 nt
Organism: Nezara viridula (southern green stink bug)
Lineage: Eukaryota; Metazoa; Arthropoda; Insecta; Hemiptera; Pentatomidae
Source: the annotation of a GenBank genome assembly
AUGAGCUGGAUCGUUCGUUUAAAACUUGGGAAUCAUUUGAAACUUUUGAAAACACAAAAUGUAUGUCCAUUUGCAGAGAAAACAGUAAUUGUUAAUGGUAUUCGUGAAAGAACCACCAGACAUUAUACAAUAUAUUCAAAACUGAUCACAUCUGAUUUCGCUGAAAGUUCAUCACCUAUCUCGAUUAGUCAUAUUCUUUCUUUCUUCUGGAAAAAAAAAAAAGGAUCAAAAUGCCCUCCUCCUAAACCAGAAUGUACUCCCUGCCCUCCUCCCUGUCCACCUCCCUGCCCUCCUCCCUGCCCACCACCCAAGCCAGUAUGUCCACCUCCAUGUCCACCUCCUAAGCCAGUAUGUCCACCUCCAUGCCCACCACCCAAGCCAGUAUGUCCACCUCCUAAGCCAGUAUGUCCACCUCCAUGCCCACCACCCAAGCCAGUAUGUCCACCUCCUAAGCCAGUAUGUCCACCUCCAUGCCCACCACCCAAGCCAGUAUGUCCACCUCCUAAGCCAGUAUGCCCCCCUCCCAAGCCAGUAUGCCCACCGCCAUGUCCACCUCCUAAGCCAGUGUGCCCACCUCCUAAGCCACCAUGCCCACCGCCGUGCCCACCUCCCUGCCCCCCUCCCAAGCCAGCAUGCCCACCGCCGUGCCCCCCUCCCAAGCCAGUAUGCCCACCGCCAUGUCCACCUCCGAAAAAAUGUUCGGCUGCUGCAGUCCCCUGCCCACCUCCCCCCAAACCUCCCUGUGCUACGCACUCCCCCAAGCCAGCUAAUCUUCCUCCUUGUCCAAUAGAAAAAAAUGAACUCUGCCCAAAUGAUUUAUCUCUAAAAACAGCAAAUAUAUUGCCAUCUUCUACCACUUGUCCACCAUCUAAAACCGACAAUUCUGUCAUUCGCUGUCAUGUUGCAACUCCUGGGGUCACCAAGCGGCUUAAGCCAGGAAAACUAUCUUCUGAAAAACUUUCUUCGUUUUGCCCUGGCACGACUUCCGACAAAAAAUGCCUUCCAUACUGCAACAGACCAGACUGUCCACAGCCGAGGUGUCCACAUUGA